Molecule: messenger RNA, 6262 nt
Organism: Passer domesticus (house sparrow)
Lineage: Eukaryota; Metazoa; Chordata; Aves; Passeriformes; Passeridae
Gene: FGR
Product: FGR proto-oncogene, Src family tyrosine kinase
Exons: 12
Coding region: 417-2021 (534 amino acids)
Biological process (GO): protein phosphorylation; integrin-mediated signaling pathway; cell differentiation
Cellular component (GO): extrinsic component of cytoplasmic side of plasma membrane
Molecular function (GO): non-membrane spanning protein tyrosine kinase activity; ATP binding; signaling receptor binding
Source: RefSeq, a predicted model, not a curated record
GACAGGGGAAGCUCAGGGCCGGGCGCUCCCGCUCUCCCACGGCUGCCGCCCCGGCACCCCCGGCGCUGGCCGCAGCGGGGCUGCCCCCGGUGGUCCCGGGUGCCAGGGGGUCCAUGCCAGCCGGAGCAGGAGCAGGAGGUGACUCUUCUCCUCCCUGGGGUGGCAUGGAGCAGCUGGAGUGACCUGAGGAGUCGUCGCAGUGAGUGGGGCUGCCGUGGAGCACCCCGGGGUGCCAGGGGCACGUGGGGUCCCCGGGCAGCAGAGCCCUCCUUGCAGCAGUGCCCACGGGGACCCCGGUGUCCCCCUGCUGAGCUGGGGGGUGGCAGGGUGCACCCCAGUGCCUGUCCCCAUGCGGGCACUGGCAGCCACGUGUGCCCCCUGCUCACGGACCCUCUGUCCCACAGGCGGUGCCCAGGAUGGGCUGCGUGCCCUGCAAGGAGAGGGGGGCUGGCAAAGGGCAGGCAGGGGGCGAGGGGGGCUCCCUCCAGCCCCCUGCCUCGCAGUACGACCCCGACCCCACGCAGCCGGGGGCCAUCUUCACCCGCAUCCCCGACUUCAACAACUUCCAGGGGCCAGCCGUGCCCCCGGCCCCGGAGCCGGGGGGCUUCACCUCCAGCGCGCUGCCAGCGCGGAGCGGGGGCAUCUCAGGCGGGGGGGUGACGCUCUUCAUCGCCCUGUACGACUACGAGGCCAGGACGGAGGAUGACUUGACAUUCCAGAAAGGGGAGAAGUUCCACAUCAUCAACAACACGGAGGGGGACUGGUGGGAGGCCAGGUCGCUGAGCUCGGGAGCCACUGGCUACAUCCCCAGCAACUACGUGGCCCCCGUGGACUCCAUCCAGGCAGAAGAGUGGUACUUUGGGAAGAUCGGGCGCAAGGACGCGGAGCGGCAGCUCCUGUGCCACGGCAACGCCAGAGGCACCUUCCUCAUCCGGGAGAGCGAGACCACCAAAGGUGCCUACUCCCUGUCCAUCCGGGACUGGGACGAGGCCAAGGGGGACCACGUGAAGCACUAUAAGAUCCGGAAGCUGGACAGCGGGGGGUACUACAUCACCACCCGGGCCCAGUUCAGCACCGUGCAGCAGCUGGUCCAGCACUACAUAGAGCGGGCGGCGGGGCUGUGCUGCCGCCUGGCUGUGCCGUGCCACAAGGGAACCCCCAAACUGGCCGACCUCUCAGUCAAAACCAAAGACGUGUGGGAGAUCCCCCGCGAGUCCCUCCAGCUCCUCAAGAAGCUGGGAAAUGGGCAGUUCGGGGAAGUCUGGAUGGGGACGUGGAAUGGCACCACGAAGGUGGCAGUGAAGACGCUGAAGCCAGGGACCAUGUCCCCUGAGGCCUUCCUGGAGGAGGCCCAGAUCAUGAAGCGGCUGCGGCACGACAAGCUGGUGCAGCUCUACGCCGUGGUGUCGGAGGAGCCCAUCUACAUCGUCACCGAGUUCAUGAGCCAGGGCAGCUUGCUGGAUUUCCUGAAGGAUGGGGACGGUCGCUACCUGAAGCUGCCCCAGCUGGUGGACAUGGCUGCCCAGAUUGCGGCGGGCAUGGCGUACAUCGAGAGGAUGAACUACAUCCACCGGGAUCUCCGCGCCGCCAACAUCCUGGUGGGAGACAACCUGGUGUGCAAGAUCGCCGACUUCGGCCUCGCUCGCCUCAUCGAGGAUGACGAGUACACGGCACGGCAGGGUGCCAAGUUCCCCAUCAAGUGGACAGCUCCGGAGGCUGCGCUUUUUGGGAGGUUCACCAUCAAGUCGGACGUCUGGUCCUUUGGCAUCCUCCUGACGGAGCUGGUGACCAAAGGCCGCGUGCCCUACCCAGGGAUGAACAACCGGGAGGUGCUGGAGCAGGUGGAGCGGGGGUACCGCAUGCAGUGCCCGGGGAGCUGCCCCCCUUCCCUGCACGAGCUGAUGGUGCAGUGCUGGAAGAGGGAGCCCGAGGAGCGCCCCACCUUCGAGUACCUCCAGUCCUUCCUCGAGGACUAUUUCACUGCCACCGAGCCCCAGUACCAGCCCGGGGACAACCAGUGACCCGGGGCUGGCACUCCCCGCAAGCUCUGGGCUGCCUUUGGGGUGAAUCUCUUUUUUCUUUAGAGGUGGUUGCUUCCUUUGUCUGUGCCCCCACAAAAUGCCUUUUAGGGGUGCUCAGGGUGCCCAGGGCGGACACAGGGCUUUGCACAAGAAUGCUGGACUCAGAGAGAAAACAAAACUGUGCACCCCAGCCCUCCCUUCCCCCACUCCCUUUAUUGCCUUCACACCCAGCUUUGAACCUGAGAGGGGCUUUGGCUGCAGGGGGGACUGUGGGGACCCCCGUGAACCCCCCCAGACCCACAGAGUAGCAGAGGGCUCGGGGGGAGCUCCCCACGCCAGCCCAAAUCUCUUCUGGGAGCACAGCUGCGUGGGGUCCCAAAGUCCUGGCACUGACCUGUGGGAGGUCAUCCCAACCCUCCUUCCCUUUGUCUCUCCUUUAAUUUAUAAGAUUUUAUAUGAUGCCUCCCCCAAGCAGCCAUCGACCCCACCAAGGGAUCCCAGUACUCGGGGGACCCCCUUGUCCCCCUCUUGCUUUCGUAGAGCCAAGUGCUGAGAGCCAAACACCCAGCCCUGCUUGCCCUGGGGGUGCUGCGGGGGGUCCUGGGGGGUCUGGGCAGGCUGGGGCAGCUCUGCCCCAGGGGCUGCUCCCUCCUGGCAGGACGAGGGCACGGGGUGGGCUCAGCAGCCCCACUGCCCCCGGGGCUGCAGCCUGGCUCCAUGACUGGGGGGACAUGUCAGUGUGAAUGCAGGGUGCCCCCCUGCCCCUCCAGCGCCCCCAUUUUGAGUGGGGUCCCAGUCCCGUGCCCCGUGGCCAGUAACGCCCCCGCACCCCCAGGGCAGUGCCGUGGCGGGAGGGAAGGGCAGGGGAGGGAUCUGUUGUUUAUUUUUUUUUAUGAAGUCUGUAAAUACAGAGAAAUAAAACCUUUCUAACAAGCUGGGGGCAGCCGGGUCCCUCUGCCCCUGCCCCACCCCAAGGGAGAGCAGCUGCCCCGGGUGGGCAAAAGCACUGGGGGUGCUUAGAGCUGGGGCGCAACACUGAGGGGGUUCCAAGUUCAGCCAAACCAGGACUGGGUGGUGCCCCCUCACCCCCUCCAGCCCCCGGGCACAGGUUUGGGGGUCUCCUCCAAGGGGGUGAGCAGAGAAAUCCCCCCUGCCGCCAGGGCCACGAGGGGAGGGGAGGGGACACCCCAACUUCCCUUGUGAAUAAAAGCCUGGAAAGGCCGGGUUGGGAAGCACCGGGGUUCACAGAGCUGCCCCCCGUGCAGAGCACCCUGCAGCCCCCCAGCUCUCCCCACCAGGGGACUGUCCCCCCCUGCCAGCUGUGGCAGGGAGGGGUCCUGUGCCGGCAGGCUGGGGAAGAAGAGGUUAAUUUUCCUUGCAGCUUGGCCUCCCCAGCAGGGCCCAGCUGUGCCGGUAAUGAAUUCCUCAGCACUGAUGGGAAGGAGGGACUGGCCCCCACCCCACUCAGGGGGACUCGGGCUAUGGGGAAGAUGCUGGGCUUGUGGGGAGGGGGGCAGGGGGCCAAUGCCGCUGGGUUUGGGGACAUUCCAGGGGCUGUGGGGACACGCUGAGGUGUUUGGGGACAUUCCAGGGGCUGUGGGGACAUGCCACCAUCCCUGGGUACCACCAGGCAUCCUCACAGCUCCUGCUUCACCCCAGCUCCUGCAAGGGCAGGGCUGGGUGUGCCCCCGCUCCCCAUCCCAGGAGAAAUCCCUGGGGAAGGGCCAGGCCCCAGCCAGGCAGGGUGGCGGGGUGCCCGGGGCUGGGGGACAGAGCAGCUUGGGUGCCAGGGACAGGAGAGGCCGUGGCUGCCAGCAGGCAGUCCCAGGCACAGCCCUGGUGUCUCACCGUGCCCAUCCCUGGUGCCUGGCUGUGCCCACCAGCUCUGGCCUCCCCACGCCUGGGGCUGGGGCCUGGGGGUGUGGGGCCGAGAUUGCAGGGGCCUGUGUGAAAGGGGGGACCCCCGUCCCAGUCCCCCCCUGCCGUGCUCCCCUCUCCCAGCACCCCCGGGAGGGGUGAGGGGCUGAAAGGAUUUUGCUGCGGGGUGACCACAGGCUGGGCAGGGGAGGGGCAUCGAUUUUCUGCUGAUGCCGAGCGCUAUUGAUCAGGGGUGGAGGGCGGCUGUGGGUGGGCACAGAUCGCCCUUCACAGAGCUCCCAGCGGGGCCGGGAGGUGGGCAGGGAGGUGAGGACCCCCCAAAGGCGCUGCAGGCUUGUGUUUGCUUCAGAGCCUGCGCUGGGGGCUCGGAGGGGAGAGCGAAGCUCAGAGCUGGGGGGGCUGCUCUGGCCCCUUCCCCCAGGGCUGGCUGGUCCCUGCAGCUCUCCCGAGGGGGGAGAGCAGCCCUGCAGCCCUGCAGCCCUGCAGCCCUGCAGCCCUGCAGCCCUUCCCUGCCCUGCCCGAGGUCAGCCCAGCGCCCCGGCUCCCCCGGUGCCCCGGUUCCCCGUGCCCGCGGUGCCCGCACGCCGUGCCCAGCCCGGGUGGCUCUGCCGGCUGCUCGGGGCCGCGCACGGGGGUCCGGAGCCAGCGAGCCCCCGGUGCCGGGGCACAGGUGCGAGGAUGCCGCAGAUGGCCGGCGCUGCCGAGCCUGGCACUCGCGCUGCCGCCCCCGGCCCCUCGCCCCCCGGCGCUGCCGGGACCCCCGGGAUGGGCAAGGAGCCGUCCCCACCCGCGGCAGGCGGGGUUGGUCCCUGUGCCCCCCGCCCCGCUCCCCAGGGCUGGCAGAACCCGCGGAGCCCCGGGGCGUGGAGCGGAGCCGUCUCCGCGGCAGCGGUGGCCAGACAACAGUGGAAAAUGGCCAAAAAUGUGGGCUUGGGCUUGACCAGGCUUGAGCCUGCCGGUCCAGGCCUGCAGGCACCGUCCCCUCAGGGGGGAAACUGAGGCACAGAUGGGUUUAUCUGCAGUCACCCAGCAGCUCACCACCAGUCACUGUGAGGGGACACCUUUUUCCACGGAAAAACAACGGAUAAUUGGGAAGAGCUGUGCACUGACAGCAGCAGCAUCCGUGGCAGCAGGCUGUGGGGGAGCAGCAGGGCUGGGGACGGAGGUUUUCUGGGCGUGGGAAUGGUCUGGUGGCAGGGCAAACACGGGGAGGGGGCUCAGGGGAGCCUUGCUCUGCUGGCCACGGGGCUGCUCAGAAAUGGUUUUACUGGGAGAAAUCGGGAACGGUUUUGCUGCUGCUCCAGGGCAGCCCGGUGCUGGAAUUCGGGGAUGAAUUGGGCUUUUCUGCCGCAGUUACCUUUAUGGAGACAAAACCUGGCUGGCCACAGCUCUCCACAGACACUGGAGGGGCAGGGAGCGCCCCGACCCCCCCAAACCCCAUCUCUGGACUGUGCUCCCCACAACAGCAGCUCCUGCAUCCCAGCAAAGCACCAAACACCUUCCUCUGCCCCUCGCCCCCCAUCCCCGUGCCCCCAGCUCUCCCCACAGCGUCCCACUGCCUCCUGUCCCCCCGCCCCGGGGCGCUGGUGGCUUUAGGGGUGCCAGCUGCCAUCCCCCCGAGCCCAGCCUUGCGGGGCCGAGCCCGGGCAGCUCCUGGCCCCGGGGGUGGGCAGGGGUGGCUCGGGGGACACGGCCGGAGCGGGGACAGCGGCGGCGGAGCAGCCGCUAGAUGGUAGCGUAAGCCCACGCUGCUGACACAGCACCGGCGGGGACAGCGCCCGGGUGACCCGGGUGGCCCCGGAGCCGCCGGCCCCGCCCCGGCUCAGCUGAAAUCCCCGCACGGCUGAGCGCUCGCCGCUGCGACACGAGUGGCGUGGGCACAGCUCGCUCGCCCCCGUGCCCACGGCCACGGCUGGAGCCACCCGUGCCCGCGGGGACAAGGGGGGACCCCGCUCCCAAAGCCCCUGUGCCCCAAACUCAGACUCAAACACCCCCCGAACCAGCACAGGGCACGAGGCUGACGUGAGAGGGGUCAGACCCCGGCCUGGGGACAAGCAGGGUGACCCACAAGGCACCCAGCUCAGUGUGGGGGUGCUGGGCACCCACGGGAGUCUGGCGGGGCCGGGUGGGGGGGUCCAUCCUGCUGCAAACACCUCGUUUAACUCCUCAUCCUCCUCCAGCCCUGCCCGGGGCUCCGUGCCAGACUGGUAUAUAUAUUUUAUGAUAACUAUAGAGAUGCACUUCAAACCUGACAAAGGACUUUGACAGUUUUAAGCAUCUCUUUGAUUAAUACAUGACCUUUUAAUGCUUUGGAUUAAAUUAACAAAUCUUUUACAUUCUAACCCGUUCUGCUUGCAAUGUCA